Malaya genurostris is the source of this 3438-nucleotide messenger RNA. RefSeq lists its product as uncharacterized. Bases 1 to 3438 code for a protein of 1145 amino acids. The record is from RefSeq and is a predicted model, not a curated record. The transcript has 2 exons. NCBI's taxonomy places the organism in Eukaryota, Metazoa, Arthropoda, Insecta, Diptera, Culicidae.
AUGGGAAAGGAAAGCGAGUUUAAAAAGCAUUUUGCGAUUUAUCGCCAAUCUCGUGAUUUUCUCGCGAGGCUCCGUGAUUUCAAGCAAUCUUUCGAUCCUGAAACACAGGUUGAGCAGGCGCUUGCUAGAAUUGAGGCAUUAGAUAGUACUUAUGAGCGUUUUCGUGAAUGCUCCUGCAUCUUAGAAGUACUCAUUGACGGAAAAUCAAUGGAAGGUUUGAACAUUGUAGAAGACUUGGCCGCCUUCGAAAAUGAUUAUUUUAUGCUUAAGGCAUUUCUAGCAUCUGUUUCCGCGAAACGCGAAACUGGAAAUGUACAACCGACCCAAGUGCAGUCAAUUCGUUCGUUCAAGUUACCAGAGAUCAAGCUCCCGGAGUUUAGCGGAGAUAUUCUAAAGUGGUUUUCAUUCUACGACAGUUUCGUAUCGUUAGUGCAUAAUAAUUGCGAUCUUUCGGAAGUACAGAAGUUUUUCUAUUUAAAGUCAACGUUAAAGGGUGAAGCGCUGAAGUUAGUGGAAAAGAUAUCAGUUACUGAUGGCAACUAUUCGAUUGCAUUGAAAGUCAUUACAGAUAGAUACCAGAACACGAAUAUUCUAAUACGAAAUCAUAUAGAAGCACUGUUCAAGGUAGAUAAGGUAAAAAAGGAAUGCCCUAGAGCAUUGAGCUAUCUGGUAGGUGAGUUCGAAAAUAACUUGGGAACUUUGGAGAAGUUAGGUGAAGAGGUGUCAGGAUGGAGUUCGUUGUUGGUUUAUAUGGUCUCGUCGCGACUGGACCAGACCACAUUUCGUGAGUGGCAGAGAGCUGCCGAGAAGAAACGGAUGCCGACGUAUAAUGAACUAAUUGCUUUUCUUCGGGAGUACGUUAUCGAACUUGAAAGCCUACAGGCAGAUAGGAAUACGCACGAUUCAAGAUCAUUUAUUCAAAAUUCAACACCCGCAAUCGCUUCUGAACCCAAGGAUGUAUGCGCCUUUUGUGGAAAGGGUCACCGACUAUAUUAUUGUGAACAGUUCAAGCACUUACCGUUAGCCCAACGAUCAACCAUUGUAUCGAAGGCUGGGCUUUGCGUCAAUUGUCUUUUUGGAAAGCAUUCAUUCGCCAAUUGCAAGUAUGGUACGUGUAAAGAAUGCGGGGCAAAACAUCACACGCUAUUACAUAAUCCGAUCACAGAUUCUCCAUCUUCUUCCGGUACUGGACCUGCGAUUUCAAACGUUGUUGUUCAGGCCAAGUCUGGAAGUCAUUCGUUCUUCACGUGUGAUGCCGACAAAUUACACUCGGCGACGUCUCGUUUCGGCCAUUCUUUCGGCAGUCAAAUUUUUCUUGCUACUGCAGUCGUUAAAGUGUUUAAUCCUAAGGGAAAUUCGUUUCUCGCUCGGGUGUUGCUAGAUAGCGCUUCGCAACCGAAUCUUAUGACAGAAAGAUUCCGUCAACUUUUGAAAACGCGUAAGACACCAAAUAACACAGAGAUAGCUGGAAUUGGUGGUGAUGUUGCUGCUGUGGCUAGCUGUUCGACCGUGGCUACCGUGGCAUCCCGCUUUAAUAAUUUUCGUGUUCCGCUGGAGUUCAUCGUUAUGGAGAAGGUUACCAAUGAUUUGCCAUCAUGGACAGUCGAUUCGAGCGAUUGGGUCAUUCCAGACAAUAUUCGUCUAGCAGAUCCCUCUUUUGCUACAAAGGGUCCAAUUGAUAUCGUUAUUGGAGCGCAGUUGUUUUUUGAACUUAUUCGAAACGGUCAUAUGAAGAUCGGUGAUGAUAAGCCGUUGCUCCAAAAUUCGGUCUUUGGUUGGCUUGUAUCUGGUUUGCAUCAGAAUGGAAUUACUGGAGCACAACCUCAAGUUCAUAGUCAUUUGUCCACAUUUCGUGACUUAGAGCAACGCAUUAGUCGAUUUUGGGAACUCGAAGCGUGUCAAUCUAAUUCUUCUUGGUCGAUGGAGGAAAGGUUGUGCGAAGCAAAAUUUGUAUCCUCAACGCGUAGAGAUCAUAACGGACGAUAUGUUGUAUCAUUACCCAAGAAAACCGAGCUAGUUGGUCAGCUGGGACACUCAUUAUCCAUCGUCACACGUCGCUUUUACUGUCUUGAGCGCCGUUUGAAUAGCAAUCCGGAAUUUCACGCACAAUAUUCGCAAUUCAUGACCGAAUACUUGGAAUUGGGUCACAUGAAGCUGGUCGAUCCAGUCGACAAUUUACCAGGGCAACACUUCUAUUUACCACAUCAUGCUGUUUUCAAGCCGGAUAGCACAACUACGAAGCUGCGAGUAGUAUUCGACGGUUCCUGCAAAACUACUUCUGGUUUUGGUCUCAACGACUUGUUGUUAAAGGGUCCUACUGUACAAGACGAUAUGAUUCAUACGAUUCUCCGUUUCCGUGCAAAGGCAAUUGUUGUUACAGCUGAUAUAGCAAAGAUGUAUCGUCAGAUCUGGAUUACAAAGGAAGAUUGGCCACUGCAAAGAAUUUUAUGGCGAACUUCACCAUCAGAGCCUAUUCGCACAUAUGAACUCACUACCGUUACGUACGGUACAACGACAGCUCCGUAUUUAGCAACACGUUGUCUCCAGCAACUGGCAGAUGAUGAAGCAACUAACUUUCCGUUAGCAGUGCCCGUCGUGAAGAAGGGUUUCUACGUAGAUGACCUAAUGUUCGGUUUUGAUACUCCAGAGGAAGCAGCAGCUGCAUCAAACGAAACGUCAAAGAUGUUGGCUUCGGCAGGUUUUGAACUUCGUAAAUGGUCUUCAAAUUGUCCAGAAGUAUUGGCACAAUUUCCCGACGAACACAUAGAAAAAUCAGCUAUCUUAGAGUUGGAUCGCACAGCUACAGUUAAGGCACUCGGAUUGCUAUGGAAACCAGAGUCCGAUGAAUUUCUUUUCAAAAUUCCAGAAUGGCCUGAAGUGUCUUCGUCGACUAAACGAAAUAUAUUAUCACACGUUUGUAGUCUAUUUGAUCCAUUGGGUUUGAUUUGUCCCGUUAUACUGCUUGCUAAGAUACUUAUACAAAGUCUCUGGGAGCGCAAUUUUGCCUGGGACGACCCUGUGCCGAAUGAUUUGGAUGAUAAAUGGAAAGAGAUAGCUCGACAACUGCCAAUGCUCAAACAUCUCGCGAUUCCUCGUUUCAUACUAACCGACAAGUAUCCUGCUCUAUUCUCGCGUGCCUUCACCACUGAAGGCUCUCCAGAAUACUCCCGCCAGUCAGCAGUAGCAGUUAGUCUAUCUCGGUCGCACAGUCGGCUGCUGGACAUCAACAACCACGCGACACACCAUUCCACCGUCACCACUGCUCCACUUCACGCCACUGUCGAACAACUUCAACAGAUCAGAAGAAGCGACAGGCAGAAAAAAUUUAAUGGGUACUUACCUCGCGUGCCAUCGUCGACUACCGUCAGUCGUGUAUUGAUUUUCCCGGCGUUCAGACGUACGCCGUGUGCCCUCCGCGUCAACCAGUUGUGUGCAUAG